Molecule: messenger RNA, 189 nt
Organism: Sphaeroforma arctica JP610
Lineage: Eukaryota; Ichthyosporea; Ichthyophonida
Exons: 1
Source: RefSeq, a predicted model, not a curated record
AUGAGUCAGAGAAAGGUUGAAGAUGACGCGGCCGGCAUCGGUUGCGAGGGAGAGCCAUUACCUGACCCUCUCGAGACUUCUGAGUUGCGGCAACAGCAAGAGUCAGUCCCAAACGAGUAUCGACAUACUGGCUGGGGGAAGCGUCGAGAAAAUCCCAGAUGUGGAGCCAAGAGCACAUUCAGAAAUCAG